This is a messenger RNA of Parasteatoda tepidariorum (common house spider), 6572 nucleotides long. The record is from RefSeq and is a predicted model, not a curated record. NCBI's taxonomy places the organism in Eukaryota, Metazoa, Arthropoda, Arachnida, Araneae, Theridiidae.
AUCAAUGAAACGUUUUCAAAAAGUGUUACAGUGGAAAGUCUGCUUCUUAUAAUUUGCCUGAAGAUCUUUAGAAAAUCAAAAUUUAAAACUUUUUUGCUUUUGCUACAUCAAGGUUAAUUGUCAGUGAUGAUAAUUGGAAUAUUUGUUGCUUGUCGUCCAGGCUAUAGAUGUUAGUUUAGGGGAAAUGUUCACAUAAAAUAUUGUGCUCCUCAAUUAGUUCGCUCUUUGUGGAAGCAGGAGGCCGAAAUUUUAAAAAAAUGUGUUUUCUUUUUAUAUUUUCAAAUGUAACUUCGUAUUUGAUUAACUCUUGAAAUUUUUAAGAUGAAUGAUGAGUUUAUGUUCCUAUAUAUUGAGAUAAUAAUUUAUUUAAUGCUGUGGAGAAAUAUACUUAUUAAAAACUGUCAUAUGAUUGUAUUAUGAAAAUUUUUCUUUUUAACAAAAGUUCUCGUAUUUGGGAUGAUUCUGAAUCAGAUAAUUCAUACAUUAUCAUUAGAGGUUAUAUGGAACUGUUUUUGAAAGGAACUUAUUUCUUCUGCUCAAAAUAAAGUUUAAAAUGUUAAGAUAAAGCAAAGGAGGAGGAGGAUGUGGUGGAGGGCGAGGAGAGUAGCGACGGUCCCCAGAGGAACGAGGUCCGUCCAGCCUCUCUAACAUGGUUUGGAAGAAGACACUCUUCCUUCUUCUGCUCGCCUACGUUCGAGGGUACGAGAGCGAGAAGCGAAUGGGUCCUGUGUUCAUUUCGGAGCCUCCUUCUCAAGUGGAUUUCCUGAACAUAACGGGAGCCUUCGUCGAUUGCCUAGCCUAUGGAAACCCUAGCCCUCGUGUGAGGUGGCGGCUACGUGAUGGCUCCCUUGCCGACAACGUGCCCGGACUUCGGCAGACCCUCCCCAAUGGCACACUCGUCCUAUGGCCAUUUCGACCCGAGCAAUACCGACAGGAUGUCCAUGCCGAUGUUUACCGAUGUGAAGCUGCCAAUGUUGUCGGUACAGUGCUCAGCAGGGAUGUCCACGUCAGGGGAGUGGUGAAACAGUACUAUGAGGUUCAGGUGUACGACGAGUACGUUAUCCGAGGGAACACCGCCGUGCUAACUUGUCACGUACCAAGUUUCGUGAAAGAUUACGUCACCGUCACAUCUUGGAUAAGGGAUGACGUGCUUACAGUCUCUUCUACUGUCCAGGAAGGUGGCCGUUACAGUGUCUUUCCAACAGGAGAACUGCACAUAAGAAAUGUCACUCCAGAUGAUGGAUCCAUUAGUUAUCGUUGCCAAACAAACCAUCGUCUGACAAAUGAGAUCAUUGUCAGCGCCACCUCCGGCCGACUCAUCGUUACAGAUUCCAGUGGUACAGUUCCUCCUCGGGUCACGGAUAGCAGGACAACCCUAACAGUGGUACAAGGUGACAUCGUAGAAUUGCCAUGUGCAGCUCAGGGUUUUCCCGUACCUAGAUACAGCUGGUACAGAUAUGCAGGAAGAAACAAUUCACAACUCCUUCCUGUCUAUCAAGAUCCUAGAAUGGCUCAGUUAAGUGGUUCCUUAAUAAUCAGACAAGUCACUUUAGAAGAUAGUGGAAAGUAUGUUUGUUUAAUAAGCAACAGCGCCGGAGAAGAAAGAACAGAUAUUCUAUUAAUUGUAACAGCUCAUUUAACAGCCCACAUCCAGCCACAACAGCAAACAAUUGACGUGGGGAGAUCUGCAAGAUUUAAUUGUUCUUUCACUGGUCACCCUGUAAGUGGUGUGACUUGGAUGAAGGAUGGGAAUCCACUCUAUGAAGAUGGUGUUCGCAUCCAUUUGUCAUCGAGGCUCAUUCUCUCCAUCGCAUCUGUUCAGAGGGAGGACAGCGGCAUGUACCAGUGCUUUGUCUUCAACGACAUUGAGUCCUCUCAGGGAACUGCUCAGCUUUUACUGGGAGAUGCUGCACCGGUCUUUCACUAUGUGUUCUCGGAGGAGACAUUGCAGCCUGGACCAUUCCUAUCUCUGAAAUGUGUGGCCUCUGGCAAUCCACUGCCUCAAAUAACAUGGACACUUGACGGUUCUCUUCUGCCAGAGGACCAGCGAUUUCGAGUAGGGGAUUAUAUCACUAUGCAGGGGAGGGUGGUCAGUUACGUCAACAUCACAUCUGUUCGAAUCGAGGAUGGGGGAGAAUAUGAAUGCCACGCAAGGAGCACAGUGGGCAUUGUGAGCCAUGCAGCAAAACUAAACGUGUAUGGAUUGCCCUAUAUCCGUCCAAUGAAGGACGUGUCGGCCGUCGCAGGAGAGAGCCUCAUGCUUCGCUGUCACGUUGCAGGUUAUCCCAUUGACACAAUCACCUGGCAUAGAGGAAGUAGUAGGUUACCCAUCAAUCGUCGACAGGAAGUUUUUCCAAAUGGGACACUGAUCAUCCAAGAUGUCCAAAGAGGUGUGGACGACGGAACUUACAAAUGUAAAGCAUGGAAUAAACAAGGACAGAACGCUUAUGGAACAGUUCGGGUUCAUGUUAUGGUGAGGCCGGUUAUAGAUCCUUUUUCGUUUCCUAAAAAUCUUCAGGAGGGGAUGCGGUCCCGCCUUGUGUGUACCGUCAUCCAGGGGGACCCUCCGUUUGUCAUCAGCUGGAAAAGGGAUGAGAGACCGAUAGAACCUGGCCUAGGUGUCAUCAUUCGGAAUGAUGAGUUCUCUAGUGAUCUGACCUUCUCUAGCGUCACUCCUCGGCAUAAUGGCAACUACACCUGCAUCGUCAGUAAUGCAGCUGCUUCUGUUACGCAUACUGCCACCCUCGUUGUUGAUGUUCCUCCCCGAUGGCAUGUUGAACCUAAAGAUACUUCUGUUGUUUCUGGAAGAAACGUUCGAAUUGAUUGUUUAGCAGACGGUUUUCCUGCUCCUGUGAUAACAUGGGAGAGAGGCUCAGCCAAUUCUCCCCGCCACUAUUCUGCCAUUGCUAGUGGUCCCCAUUAUGAAGUGUAUGCCAAUGGUUCAUUGCUAAUAAAGAAUGCCCAAGACGAUGAUGCUGGGUAUUAUCUGUGCCAAGCCAGUAAUGGCAUUGCUUCUGGUCUUAGUAAAGUAGUCUUCCUAACUGUUCAUAUUCCGCCUCGCUUUGAUACCAAGUUCCGGAGUGAAACUGCUCGUAAGGGAGAUGUGGUGAGACUGAAGUGUGAAUCAACUGGAGAUCAUCCAAUGACAAUCGUCUGGAAUCUUGACAAGCAACCCCUCACUCCCACUGAAGAUACUCGGUAUGAAUUGAAGGAGCUGGUAGAUAAGAAGAAGCGCAUGUCCUCCGAAAUCACAAUCAAGUCUGCAGAGAGGAGGGACUCUGCAUUAUUCACGUGCCUUGUUAGAAAUGCUUUCGGCCAAGAUGACAUGAAUAUUCGUCUUAUAGUACAAGAACCGCCAGAGCCUCCACGAGAUGUCCGUGUCGUUGAGCAUAAGAGUCGCUCAGCCAAGAUCUCUUGGUCGUCUCCAUUCAAUGGAAAUAGUGCCAUUAUUAGAUAUUUAGUACAAUGCAAAUCUUCAGAUUCCGGUGAUUGGGGAAUCCAAAAUAUAACAACAGGAAGUGAAGACAUCACCCUGAGAGGUCUUCGUCCGGCAAGAGCCUAUUCUUGUAGAGUGAGAGCUGAAAAUUCCGUGGGUCUCGGAGAACCGAGUGAAACUAUAUCUGUUACAACUGCUGAAGAAGUUCCUGGAGGUCCUCCUUUAGAUGUGAAAGCAGAAGCAGUGGAUUCACAAUCUGUUCGAGUAACCUGGACGUCCCUGGGGAAGCACCAAGGGGCAUUAAAUGCCUGUCAACAACUUCUCAAAGCUUACACAUAUCUUGGAGUGCGCCCCCGCCUUCUUCCCUUCAUGGCAUCCUUCAAGGUUACAAAGUCCUCUUCCGACCUGCAGAGUCUCUUGCUGGUGAUGAAGAAUACGAAGAAAGAACUGUUUCAGAGCAAGAAAUUAAGUUAACAAAUUUACAUAAAUUUACUAAUUAUACUGUGAUAAUUAUGGCUUAUACUCAAAAAGGUUUUGGAGUUCGAAGUGAUGCAAUAUUUUGUUCUACUCUAGAGGAUGUUCCCGGAUCUCCUGCUGAUAUAAAAGCAGUUGUUAUGUCUUCAGAUACUAUUCUUGUUAGCUGGAAGCCUCCCCUGCAUUCCAAUGGUUUAGUUACAAAGUUCACAUUAUACUGGCGAAGUUUAGUAAGUGGUGCAAAGAAUGAAUCUGUUAUUCGUGUUCCCUCCAAUCAGUAUCAGUACAAAGUAUCAGGACUUCCAGACCGCUCCCGACAUGAAUUUUGGAUUACAGCUUCAACAGCAAGAGGAGAAGGGGAGCCAACUAGAGUUGUCUCACAAACCACAAGUAGUAGAGUUCCUGCUCGAAUCAUGGACUUUGGUGAAACGAUUCUUACUGUGCCUGGAGACAAGGUUAUCCUCAACUGCCAAGCUGUUGGAUCGCCUGUUCCAAAAAGAGAAUGGAAACUUAGGGGUGAGCCGCUGCCCAAAAUAAUGCACCGUAUAGAAGUUCAUUCUGAUGGAUCAUUAGUCAUAAGAAAACUCCAGGUUUCCGACAGUGGAAAUUAUUCUUGUCGUGUGCAGAAUCGUCAUGGUGUGGAUGAGAUACAUUAUGUUCUUGCUGUUACAGAGCCUGUUCCAUCUCAUGUUCCUGUGGUAAAAGUGAUUUCUUCCGCUGCCAAUUCUGUUCUAUUAGAACUUCCACAAUCGAAAGAAAGAAUUAUAGCAAGAGGUUAUGAGCUUCAUUACAAAGCAGAAGAUGGUGAGUGGCAGCAGAGACGGUUCCUUAGCAAAAACCACACCUACAGAUUAGAGGGGUUGGAGUGUGGCGUUAAAUAUCAACUUUACGUAGUUCCUCUAACCAGUGAGGGGAAGGGGGAGAGGAGUAAUCCUCUCUCAUUCAAGACACAAGGUUCUGUUCCUGUUGCUCCAAAGCAAGAUGAUAUGAUUUUUACGAAUGCAACUCACCUCGUAUUGCAUUUGUCGAGUUGGCAGGGCAACGGCUGUCCAAUCACACGUAUGAGCAUCGAGUACCGACCGCACAGUCACAGCAGGUGGACAAUGUUGACCGAUCACGUGAAUCCCGAGCAGCAGAAUCAACUUGUUGUGCCUGACCUGGCUGCUGAGACGUGGUAUGUUGUAAAAUUGACAGCCUACAAUGCUGCCGGUUCAACGACAGCAGAAUAUGAUGUCAUCACCUUAACAAAUGCCUUUCCUGACCAUGGGUCUCAAGGACAGCUACCCUCUGCAACCUCUUUCUUUGAAGAUACUACCACUCUUGUUUCUAUGGCAUCCUCUGGAGUUGUUUUAAUUGCGGGCAUUGUUGCUGUUGUUUGCCUUAUAAUGUACAAAAGGAGAAGGAACUCUGGACAUCACUACAGAGAAGCGAGGGCAGAUGUGUCAACCACAACGUCUUUGAUGGCUCACAUGGAUAAGAAGACAGGAAGAUCGUCUGAAGCCAGUAGACAACACAACAGUAGGGGUGGAGAUCUCCCCUCAUACUUCUCAUCCCCUGUCAGGAAAGUAGUUGCUCCGACAUCAGCACCUCCUCAGUCACGCCAGCAAUCAACAACAGCAGGUCCCUCUACCAGCCAUUCUUCACAUUCUGUUCCCGAGUAUGAAGAUGAAAUUGCACCCUAUGCAACCUUUCAACUUCCCCCUCCCCCUGGUGAAGAAGGUGAAACAGAAGAGUUCAAAACUUUCAGUGUUCACCAUGGAGAACCUCCUUAUUUAACAAAGGCCAGUUUAGAUCCACCGUCAAGUAAAAGUGGAAAAGCAAGUGAAGAACUCUAUCAGAGCCAAGCGCCCAAUAGUCAUAGUCUUACUUCAGGUUCUUCUAAUCAAGAGGAACUCCUCCGAGCUUAUGAGUAUGCUCGUCGCCACCCUCCUCCUCCUCUACACUACGACAACAACAGCAAUAAUCGCACAACCACUGAGUCAGAGGCUACCGACCCUGGCAUCCGACAGUUUAGUGGCACACCUCCGAAGCCCAACGAGAGAAGACAGGGUGCGUGCCUUACGCCUGGAACUCAAACCGGCCAAAACACUGAUACGAGUAGUAGUGCUUCGGAUGAGGCCACUCCUGUGAACACUCCCCACAGUGCAAGGAUCAUACCGUCUGGCUUUGGAGCCCUCCCCAGAGACAGAAGCAGAUCCUCAUGGGGAGGGCAGAAGGGUCGAACCCAAUCGAAUUCCAAGAAAUCAUCCGCCUCCUCAAAAGGCAUCAAGAAAGGGCUUUCAAGCGACGAGAGUGACAGUGAAGGAACUAUUUAUACUUUCAGCAGAGCUGACACUGUUGCUCUUCGUGGCGAACAGACGAGCGAAGUGGAGUGUGACAGAGAAAAAAUAGGCCGAGGUUUUCCACGUCGACCCCCUCAACGGUCUCAAGUGAAAUCGGACAUUAUUGAUUGCUGACAAAACGCUCCCUCCACAUUGGAGAGAGAAAAGAAGGGAGACCGUCCGGCGAACUCCUUCCGUAGGCCACACACCCUGAUGUGGGUUUUUAUAGGUGCAGUGGCAUGGAAAUCCAGUAGCUUAAACCACCUAUUCUGUUACUGUGUGAAAACAAAUACAUCUAUUCUGUUGUAAUUAAAUUUAUAUUAUUAAAGUUUUACAGAAAA